Molecule: messenger RNA, 2507 nt
Organism: Toxoplasma gondii ME49
Lineage: Eukaryota; Apicomplexa; Conoidasida; Eucoccidiorida; Sarcocystidae
Product: ribosome recycling factor protein
Exons: 5
Coding region: 414-1862 (482 amino acids)
Biological process (GO): translation
Cellular component (GO): mitochondrion
Molecular function (GO): ribosomal large subunit binding
Source: RefSeq, a predicted model, not a curated record
CUCUUCUUUCCAAAGUUUUCCUUUUUUCUCCUUCUUCACAUGUUUUCUCACGUCGCCUCUCUCUUCGCCUUCUUCCCUUCUUCACCGCUCUCGCUGUGUCUCCGCUCCCUCCGCGCGACCUUCGACGCCAUGUGUAACCGGAGACCAGCCAGGAGGCCGAUCGAGAGAAAGACCGGCAAUCGACCUUCUGCUGUUUGAGGGGAGUUUGGAAGCGUCAUCUCUCUCCGCAGUCUCAGGUUCCGCAGAAACGAGGCGGACAAUUUACAUUUUCUUUCCUCCCUCUCUUGCCUCCCCGUCCUCUUCUUCCUCCUCUCAUCUCCUAACGCAGCUGUCGGAGGCUUUUGAGUCUUCGGUUCCCGUUUUCCACGUUCUCUCUUUUUCCAAUUCUGUCUCCUCUGUUUCUCUUUUCGUGCAUGGCCUCUCCAGCCACGAUGUCGCUGCGGCCUUCCUUCUCCCUGGCCAGAGGCCCACCCGCUUCCCGUCGCUCUUCCCCUUCCGCCGGUUCUCUUUUCUCUUCUGCGUCUUCUCUCUUCUCUUCUGCUCGGUUUCCAGGCGCUGUCCAGCGUCGCCGUCUCUCUACGCUACCUUCUCGUCCCCUCCCGUUCCUCUCCUCUUCAUUCGCCUCACCUUCUUCUGGUAGAUCGCUCUCUUCUUUCUUCUCUUCCCCUCUCCCGUUCUCCUGUCCACCCAUUGCUGUGCGUCUCUCCUGUCCGUCGCUGCUUCCUUCUUCUUCCUCCGCGCCUUCUUCUCCUUCUUCUCUCUCUUCUUCUUCCUCUGCGCCUUCUUCUCCUUCUCCUCUCUCUUCUUCUUCCUCCGCGCCUUCUUCUCCUUCUCCUCUCUCUUCUUCUUCCUCCGCGCCUUCUUCUCCUUCUUCUCUCUCUUCUUCUUCCUCCGCGCCUUCUUCUCCUUCUUCUCUCUCUUCUUCUUCCUCCGCGCCUUCUUCUCCUUCUCUUCUCUCUUCUUCUUUCUCCGCUCCCGCUUCUCCGUGGCGCGCGUCUCCGUCCUCUCCCGCGCAUGCAGUUUCUCGGCGCUGCAUGGCCAGCGGGAAGAAGAAGAAGGGACAGAAAUCCCGCGAGGACGGACGCGAAGAAGACAAGCGCAUGCGGAAGGUUCUGAAAGUCAUUGGAGGCGACGGCGACGCAGCCUUCUCGGCCGCAGACGCUCCGCGGGCGCCGCGCGGUGUGGGUGGAAAGGCUCAAGGCCUCCAGCGAGCUCGCGCUCGGGGACUCGUCGUCCGAGAAGAAGAAGGCGAGGAAGAAGACGAAGAAGACGAGAGAGAAGGCAGAAGAAACGGCGCGGCAGAGGUCUUCAGCGUAGCAGCCUAUGAGGCAGACAUGAAGGCUGCAAUCGACAAGAUGGUGCAGGACAUCUCUGCCCUUCUGGUCCACCGCGAGCGCGCGGAACAUUUUGAACGGAUUCCAGUCUCCGCAGGCGGCGAGAAGCGGCGACUGUCGGACCUCGCGCAGGUCGUUGUGCGAGGCGCCUCGACCGUCCACGUCCAUGUCUUCAGUGAGGCGAAUCUCUCCAAGGUCAUGUCAGCUCUCCGGGCCGCCGACUCAAAGUGGACUUUGCAGCAAGAAGGAAACACUGCAGUUCGACUCCAACUUCCGAAGGUGACGUCCGAGAUGCGUGAGGAGCUGAAGACGAAGGCGCGCGUGUUUCUUGUCACGGCAAAGAGCGCGGUGAGAAACAUGCGCCAAGCAGGUCGCAGCCACUUGCACAAGUUGCAGUUUAAAUCUCGGAGUAUCGACGAUGUAAAGAGGCGCGAGCUGGACGCUUCUCUCACGACGCUGAUGGAAACUUACGUCGCCAAGUGUGACAAAGUUUUCAAUGAAAAAAUGCAGCAGUUCCUGCUUAGCUGAAUUCCGAGGGCGAACAGUAUAUCUCCAGAGAAGACAUACUCCCAUCUUUCUUCUUCAAACGCAUUCAAAACAAAGUGUGGGGUCGACAUACAAAUUUUUAUAAAUGCAUUUGCAUAUAUCUUUGAGCUCGUGUGUAGGUAUAUAUAUAUAUAUAUGUAUAUGUAUAUACAUGUAUAUGUACAUGCAUAAGGCGUUACGUUCGGGCAUUCUCUCGGGAGCCGGCCGGUGUGCGACUGAUGAUAUGAGGCUCUGAGCGCGCUUUCCACGGCCUCAUUGAGGCCCCUCCGUUUGACUCCAGUUGCAAGACGGGUGCUGGCAGAAACGCUCAUUCGCAUUCACAUGGAGUCGUCUGUCCAAAGUCUUCGACAAAUACGUCAACCUCUGGAUCUCCUGCUGUGGGGUUCGCUGUGCACUUCGAGAGUCGCCUGUACUUCACUCUAGUAAUAUAUAUAUAUAUAUAUAUAUAUAUGUAUAUAUGUGUAUGUAUAUAUGUGUAUGUAUAUAUAUGUAUAUAUCUCCAUGUCUACAUAUAUGUAUGCAAGGUCUUUGUUUCAGAUUCGGAAUGCCCCGGUGAUUUCUUGGCUGCUCUGCAUGCAUGGCUUGAAAAAGAGCUUGAGGAACAUGGAUUUGAAAACUCUUUUUUCU